Chrysemys picta bellii (western painted turtle) is the source of this 5278-nucleotide messenger RNA. It is a transcript of the gene ATP5F1A, whose product is annotated as ATP synthase F1 subunit alpha. The record is from RefSeq and is a predicted model, not a curated record. Gene Ontology annotation, molecular function: ADP binding; ATP binding; proton-transporting ATP synthase activity, rotational mechanism. Lineage: Eukaryota; Metazoa; Chordata; Testudines; Emydidae. Gene Ontology annotation, biological process: proton transmembrane transport; proton motive force-driven ATP synthesis.
UUCCCGCAGAAGGGGCGGAGCGGAAGCGGCCAUUUUGUGCGGAGUGUGCAAGGCGCCGGCGGCAGCUGCAGGAGACACCACCCGCUCGCCCCUCAGCCCAGCAAGAUGCUCUCGGUCCGCGUGGCUGCCGCCCUCGCCCGCGCGCUGCCCCGGCAGGCCGGCCUGGUUUCCAGAAAUGCCCUGGGUGCAACAUUUGUUGCUACAAGGAACAUCCAUGCCUCCAAAACUAGUCUUCAAAAAGCUGGCACUGCUGAGGUAUCCUCUAUUCUUGAGGAACGUAUUCUGGGAACUGACACCUCCGUUGAGCUAGAAGAGACUGGGCGUGUGCUGUCAAUUGGUGAUGGUAUUGCCCGUGUAUACGGCCUAAGGAAUGUUCAAGCAGAAGAAAUGGUGGAGUUCUCUUCUGGACUAAAGGGUAUGUCCCUGAACUUGGAACCUGACAAUGUUGGUGUUGUCGUGUUUGGUAACGACAGACUGAUUAAGGAAGGGGACAUUGUGAAGAGGACUGGUGCCAUUGUGGAUGUUCCAGUUGGUGAUGAGCUCUUGGGCCGUGUUGUAGAUGCGCUGGGUAAUGCCAUUGAUGGAAAGGGUCCACUUGGUUCUAAGAUACGUAGGAGAGUUGGUCUAAAGGCUCCUGGGAUCAUUCCCAGAAUCUCUGUGCGUGAGCCUAUGCAAACUGGCAUCAAGGCUGUGGAUAGUUUAGUACCCAUUGGCCGUGGCCAACGUGAAUUGAUCAUUGGUGACAGACAGACUGGCAAAACUUCAAUUGCUAUUGACACAAUCAUCAACCAAAAACGAUUUAAUGAUGGAACUGAUGAGAAAAAGAAACUAUACUGUAUAUAUGUCGCAAUUGGUCAGAAGAGAUCUACUGUUGCUCAGCUGGUGAAGAGGCUUACUGAUGCAGAUGCCAUGAAGUACACUAUUGUGGUUUCUGCAACAGCGUCGGAUGCUGCUCCUCUUCAGUAUCUGGCUCCUUAUUCUGGUUGCUCCAUGGGAGAGUAUUUCCGAGACAAUGGGAAACAUGCUCUGAUCAUUUAUGACGACUUAUCCAAACAGGCUGUUGCCUACCGUCAGAUGUCUCUGCUGCUGAGACGUCCACCUGGUCGUGAGGCCUACCCUGGGGAUGUGUUCUACCUACACUCUCGUCUCUUGGAGAGAGCAGCCAAAAUGAAUGACUCCUUUGGAGGUGGCUCCCUGACUGCCCUUCCUGUCAUUGAGACUCAGGCCGGUGAUGUGUCAGCCUACAUUCCAACUAAUGUAAUCUCCAUCACUGAUGGACAGAUCUUUUUGGAAACUGAACUGUUCUACAAAGGCAUCCGUCCAGCCAUCAAUGUUGGGCUGUCUGUUUCCCGCGUGGGUUCUGCUGCCCAGACCAGAGCCAUGAAGCAGGUGGCCGGUACCAUGAAGCUGGAAUUGGCUCAGUAUCGUGAAGUAGCUGCUUUUGCUCAAUUUGGAUCUGAUCUGGAUGCUGCUACUCAACAGCUGCUGAAUCGUGGUGUGCGUCUGACUGAGCUUCUCAAACAAGGACAGUAUUCCCCCAUGGCUAUUGAGGAACAGGUUGCAGUCAUCUAUGCUGGUGUAAGAGGUUACUUGGACAAACUGGAGCCCAGCAAAAUCACCAAAUUUGAGAGUGCUUUCCUAGCCCACAUUCUGAGCCAGCAACAGACCCUUCUAGCCACAAUCAGGACUGAUGGGAAGAUCUCUGAACAAACAGAUGCCAAGCUGAAAGAAGUAGUCACAAACUUCCUGGCUACUUUUGAAGCAUAAACACUUAACUGUUCUAACAUGCCACACUAUUGGUCACUGAAUUCUAGGGCUCUAACUCCAUUCUUCAGAAGUUUAAAGUAUGUGUGACUUGACUGUACAGAUCUCAUUGAGAAUAAAAGGUUCCAUGUAAAAAAGUUCUAGACACUCAGUAUAAACUGACACCUUUCUAUCCAGGUAUUCUAGGUGUGUAUACAGAAACUACUAAAGCAACACCAAUUUAAAAAUAUAACUCAUAAAACUCCCUGAAACUUUCCCCACUCAUUGAAGUGCUGUUUAUAAUCCUGAAAAGAAUGUGGAAAAUAUCAUAAGGCUAAAAAUUGUCAAUAUUUAGAUCAAAUUUUGCUUAAUGUAAAAGUAUUUUUCCAGGGAUGGCAACAAGAAUCUAAAGUCUUAAAAGCUAAACUGGGUCCUUCCUGGCUCACUUAUCAAUAGAAAUAGAUUCUGUAGCUGAAAUGAGCUCAGAUCCAUGAUGGGCUGGUGGCAGGUGCCCAGAUCAUAAUGACCAGUACUGGAAACCACUUAAAUCACACUUUGUCCUAUAGCUGUACUGGCUCUGCCGCAUAAAGUAUCGGCUCGAUGCAUGUAUUUGGAACCUGGUGAAGCAUGCAUUGAGUUAGGACUGUCUAGGAAUCUUGAAUAUGAAGCUGUCGGUCUCCUGAUCAUCAUCCCACUUUACAAUCCUCCCUUCUCCCACCCAGUAACCAAAAGCCUGUAUAAAUGGAGUUUGUAGCAAGUCAUGAACUUGAAUUGAGGCUGAGAAUUUUAUCAGCAUCCCUAUCUAACACUUUUUGGGACACUUCCUAGAACAAAGGGUUUCUGAAUAUAGAAUAUCAGGGUUGGAAGGGACCUCAGGAGGUCAUCUAGUCCAACCCCCUGCUCAAAGCAGGACCAACCCCAAAAUAUGUUCAAUUCGCUAAUGCAGAAAACUCAAGAGGGUAAAGGACCAUUCUAAAACUCAUGCAUAUGAAAGGCCCAGGAACUACUUAUCCCCACUAAACACUGAAACACUAAUUUCAGUUUGGGGGGGCAGGGUGUUUAGUAAUUUUAACUGUCUCUUACACAAGGGAACUGCGUUUACUGUAAACUUGCGAUUUCAUAGUUGCUUUCAGCUGUGGCACUAACGGUUUCUACUGCUUGAGGUACAAUACACACAGCAUGUGCCAGUAGCUGGUUGCAGCUUCAAAUCUGUAUCAUGUAAUCUCUUCCACUUUUGUAAGAGUUGCUGUUUGAAUCAUGUCAAAACUAACAGCAAGCAGAGGAAGCAACCAGUAAUAAGACUGAGAUGAUCUUAAGGGUGCUGUACCUGUCUUGUUGCACUAUAUCCACGCGGGAGUUCUGUGGGUAAUGAAGAAACAUGUCCUCCCACAGAUUCUCUUGCCUUUCCAGCAGAAAAAUGCUUCCCGUGGGGAAGCAAAGAGAAGCUGCCCUAAUGCUUACUCACCCCUCCCUGGCAGCAUGGGUAAGUCAUGUUGGGGGGGCGGGAAUGCCUAGGCUGCCGAGCAGCUGGGUCUGGGUCAGAUCAACCCCCAGAAACUCCCCUAGCUCCAGGAAGCUCUGCACUAUGGGUUGGGGUCCAAGGCUCAGCAGAGGGGUUGGGGGUGGGGGAGGGGAGGAGUCCAGGUGCACAGGGGUUGGACAGAUGGGGGCAGCAGCUCAGUGGACAGCAACCCCUCCCCCCACUUGUCCCAUUACUCCUCAGUCAGAAGGGGAGCGGUCACUAUAUGGGGAGCUGUUCUCUUCUUCCCCCCCCCCCCAUAUCUGCCCAACCCCUGUGCACCUGGGCCCUACCCAGCUGUGCUCUGACUCCCAGCUGCAUGCCGCCCCACCCCCCACUGACCCUCUACCCACCCUUACCUGGACUCUGCUGCAGAGUCCCAUUCCCCCUGCCUCCAGAACCCCUUCACCCCAACAAGCUCCUGUGCAUCCAAAUCUCCCCUGUUCCCAGACCCCCCACUGACCUGCUUGUACCCAUAUUAUGCCACACAGUAUCCUGGUACUCCUGGGGGAAUUCUGCACCAAAAAAACUAAACUCUGUAUACAAUAUUUUAAAACUCUGCUUAUUUUUAUUUUUCAGAACACCACGCUAUAAAUUGCACCAUUUUCAACUAUUUUGAAAUUACAAAAGUAUUUGGAAAUGGUGUGAUUUAUAGGGUGGUCUGACAAAAUUUGCAGAAGUUUAAAAUAUUGUACGCGUAAGUCCCGGAGGAGUAAACAACCGUCAACACUUUUCUCCAGGCAGUGGUUCUGGAUCACUGAGCAGCCUCGAGCUUUAAUUUACAGUAGUAUUUUAAGUGCCUCAAUCGGCAGAUAAAUUACACUAAGCACCUACAGAAGCAGGUGAGUACACAAGCUGACUACUGUAAAUUCCACUAGAGGUCUGUAUACUGAAGUGCUUAAAUACGUUAUGUAAAGUUGCUACCUAACAGCAGUCCAACUCUUACUAAUAUGUGAUUGUGGAGCAAAUUGCAGUAGAAGCAGAGUUCCCUCUAACUUUCAUCCAUGGGCAGAAUGAAUUAUGGCCAUAGCAAGGUCAUGUGGCUGUGCACCACCAGUAGAAACAAACCUAGAUACAUAUUUAAAAAGUUACUGUAGGGAUAAUUACUCCAGCUAGGACAGGUUAGGCAUUUUAGAACUCACUACUCAGAAUUAAAUUUAAGCAAAAGAGAUAUAAAACUUAUGAAAGGCAUAGACCAGUCAAAAAACUAAAUGUACUUUGAAAAGUGUCAAGUAACACCAACAAUAAUACAAGCUUGUGGUGGCAGGUGACUGUGAAAGACAAUGUGUAGCUGAGAGAGAUUGUGUGAGAGAUUGACAUAUGCUGCGCGUUUAAGUAGUUUUGCACUCAGCAGUCUGAAGCCUGCUUGUUUAGCCACAGCAACAGAUGUCAGCAAGCUCCCUCUCUCCUGAGUCCUGUCAUAUCCCAUCCCCCUCUCCUGAUCUGUAGAGAUGGGGUAGAGCGGUGAAGGGAGGGGGACACUGACAUCAAUGCCCCCUUUCUCCACUUUCCCCCCCCCCCCCCCACCGGCAAGCAGGAGGCUCCCGGGAGCAGCUGGCCAGGGGCUCUAAGGCAGAGGGCAGGAGCAGCAUAGCAGUGCAGGGAGGGACACCUGCAGUGCAAGGCACUUGGUAGCCUGCUAGGUGGGCUCCUGGCCACGCAGGUUAGUGGGAACUUAGGAAGCAAUACUCUAUUAAAAUUGUUACAUAAAAUUACCACCUGUUUAAAAUAGGAUGGCUAUAACGCACAAUGCUCUCAAAGCAGCGUAUCAAUAUGUAACUUUCAGGUAUACUGUGCUUUCCUUGCAUGUUAUAAAAAUGUAAGGGUCAACUACCAGUAACAUCUUAGUCCAUAUUCUUCAAACUCUGGGUGAAAAUAUAACUGACCUAAAACUCUCCAAAGCAAGUAUUUAUUAACCAUCAGGAAUUUAAUUUGUGCUGCUGAAAUAAAUCAUCCUACAAAAGAACCCUAUUACACUUCAGACAAAACUACAGCCUUUAGCAUCUUCAUAAAUAA